This is a messenger RNA of Durusdinium trenchii, 3576 nucleotides long. Lineage: Eukaryota; Dinophyceae; Suessiales; Symbiodiniaceae. The record is from the annotation of a GenBank genome assembly.
AUGCCGGUUGCCGAGAGAGCCUUGAAGACCCUGAAGUGUGUCAACCCUCGAGGAGACGAAGUCGAUGUCCUUCUUCUCAAAUGGCCCGCAGACAGCGAUGCGUGGGCGAUCUGCUUGCCUUGUCGAGUCAGCAGCACAGGAAUUAUCCUGGCUGUGCCGGGAGAUGCCAUUCCAAAGGAGGAUCUGGAAAGGGGCCAACAGUCCGCAGCCGACGACCUGAUGGGCCCAAAUGCUCAGGUUACAGUCAGUCUGCAGGAAAACUCCGAUCAGAUCAUCGAGGUGCAGUUGGUAGAGUUCACUCUGGAUGUCAGACACAGCCUGGAAAGAAGGGCGCCUCGCAGCCGUCGCCAGCACAAAAGGUUUGCGGACAGCCAGGACCUCCCCAACUUUGCGGAGCUCGACGAUGCGGUGGAAGGCUGGGUAAUGAGCGGGUCACUUCGAGACACGGGAUGGCAAACCGCCCAAGAAGCUCCAGUGCCGGAGCCUCAGGGCUUAGACCAAGUGCUCACUGCUUUGGCAAAACUGGAAAGCCGCAUGGACCAGCUGCAGAGAAAAGUAGACAGCAAACCUUCCAAUCUUCACCAAAGCACAGUUGCAAAGGACAAGCCUGGGAAGAAGGUGGUCGAAAAGUCAGAAGAAAAAGAUUGGGCCGACAUUUUGAAGGCUUUGAAAGAAGAGGUUGGGCCUCGUCCCAGCAAAGUCUUAGACGAACCUGCAGCUCGCACCACAGCGCAGGAGCUAGUCAGCUUGGUGGAAGAAGAGAUGGCUGCGUCGUCUUCAACGCCUUCUGUGGACGACAUGAUGAAGCUCAGUAUGUUGAAGCUACUCAAGGACCUUCAGGGAAAGACAAGCAAGAAGAGCAAAAAGUUGCCGGGCUUGAUAGGGGGCAUCGGCAGUUCCUCAGAAGAAGAAGGAGGAGAGACUUGGUCCUCCACCAGCCGAGGAGGCAAAGCCAUCGAGGCGGUGGAAAAGCUUCGAGCGGCCAUGAAGCAAAACCCUGGAGCCUAUUUGGAGAGAAUGGAGAUGCGAAUGCAGCGUGCUGUAGGAGCAGAGGAGAUGGGUCCCACCAUCCCCGAAAAGUUCAUCCAGUCAGUCCCGGUUGGGCGAUCUCGAACUGCCGGGUAUGCUCUGACAGGCUUUGCGACCAUUCACAAGCUGAUGUUGGAAGGAAAGGCUCGACAAGCCCGCCUUCACACUGUACGCAUGAUGGCAGCCAUGGAACAGUUUUUGUUGGACGAAAGCUGGGGAGUGGCAAGCCGCCUGACAGGUGUGGAAGAGCCGCCGUGGGCCCAUUGGGCCAGUCAAGACCUUCCCUCAAUCCGAAAGCAGUACAUCUACACGCGACUGAUGGACGCGACAUGGAUUGGAGCGAUCAUCAACGAGCUGAAGGAAGAAGAAUGGCCUUAUUUGUCAGAAAAGUUUCGGGAGAUUUAUGAGAACCCCGAUGUGAUCCUCAAAGUGGAAGGCAUCGCAGGGCUCAUUGGACCAGCCCGGAACAAACUGCUCAAGCUGGCUCAACUUUCGGUCUUGAUGACUGAAGCGGGGCCAGUGGAUGAAAAAAUGAUUGAGGUGGGGGAAAUGGUGUCGGAAGAGGUCUGGCGUCGAGGAGACAAGGCUUUGAUUCAGCUAGAUGAGUUGCAGGGCUUGCCACGGGCCUACAACCGCUGGUUUCUUCUGGCUGGUUCUUUGUUGUUGCGGAAUGGUGAGCGGAGCUCCCAGACCUCCUCAGAUGCAGGUCGUGUGACGGCCCGUACUCAGAGCAUCCGACAGGACCUGCUUACCAAACUGGAGGUUUGGUUGGCAACUCAACUGCCCGAGGUUACUUUGGAGGAUUUGGCUCGGCAUCACAUCGAUGUUUUGUCCGAGUGGCUCGAAGAAUAUAUGGUCACCUUAUAUCUGGAUGGUCAGAGCCGCAGGUCAGCAGCCGAGACUCUGAAUGUGGUGGUCCAAAAGUUUGGUUGGCUCAGAUCCUCUCUUGCCGCGCCUUGGAGUGUACUCAAGACAUGGGACAUGUUGGAGCCAGUCACUCAUCACCCGCCUAUGCCGGUGCAAGUGCUCUAUGCUCUUGCGGGUACUGCCAUGGCAUGGCAGUGGCCGCACUUUGCGGCGUUGCUGAGCUUAGGUUUGCGACGACAAGAUCUGUCUCUCCCGCAAGACCAUUGGGGCGACAAUGUGAUCUACAUUCGAGUUUCCCAGCCGAAAACUCGUUUUCGGGCAGCUGCGGCGCAACAUGUGCGCCUCGACGAGGCCGGCAUCGCCGGCUGGGUGCAGACGAUUUUCGGCUCGAUGCCGAUGUGGCGGAAGCUUUGGUGCGGCUCUUUGGCUUCUUUCAAAACCAGGCUGGACUUGGUGCAGCGUGAAGUGCUGACUACGGUCGCGUUUUUGCCAAGCUCACUGAGGCCCGGUGGCGCCACCUACCUGUUUCGUCUGUGGUCAGAAGACCUGAUUCGUGUUCAGUGGCGAGGUCGCUGGAAAUCCUUUCGUAUGCUCGAGACUUAUGUACAGGAAUUAGGUGCUGCUGAGAUCUGGAUUCGUUUUCCUGUAAAAACACGAAAUCGCGUCAAGGGUGGGACACAGAGACAAGAAUUUGAAGAAUUUGAAGUCAGUGUCCCAGAGAUGGCUGGGUCAACCCUCUUGGGCAUUCGGAACUUGUCGAAGGGCCAUGAGUUUGAAAUUGAAAGGAUUCUUGGCGGCUACUCACCGAGAACGGCUGCAGGCUGUAUGUAUGGCUUUGCGGGCAGUGACAUGCUGCGGACCAUUCAGCUGGGCCGGGUCAAUAAGACCCUGCUCAACCAGAUGAUCCGGCUUUGUGACAACCUGCGAUUAGAUGCCUUAGUCUUCCUGUGUGGUCCCAGUGAGCUUUCGCAUAUUGGGAAGAUCAUGGAACAUCUGCACAAGGAGAAACCGAAGAUCUUGAUCAACUGCGUUUUGCAUAGCGUCAGCCACUUCCUGAGCUCUGUUGAUCUUGAUCCUCACCACGUCCUCACCGCUCGACGCACGUCGCGAACCCGCGUCGACGCGAACCCGCGCCGCGACGCAGAUUCGGAUGCCUGGGUGGAUCGAAACGAAUCUAGGGGUGCGUGCCGUGCCUCGCAGGAUUUGACAGCGCCUGUGCGUGCCUUUGUGAGGCAAGCGCUGAACCGGGACAUCUACCAUUUCGUGGCUUGUGGAUCGAAGACUCUCACUUUAGAGGUGGCCUUAGAGAUUCGACCCACCUUGUGCUACAUCGGCGAGGAGAUCCGACGGAGGAGGCGGACCUUGGACGAAAUCGUCGAGGAGAUUUGCGACACGAUCGUCGUGCGGAACUGCGAGCACGACUUGCAUGCUCGGGACACCGAGAAGGACACGCGUUCUCCGCGCUCCGAGGCCGGAGUCAUCAUGAUCGCAGAUGACUUUUUCGAGCAGAUGGUGGAGAUGACGGAGCUACGCCUCUUGGAUCUUCAGAUGGAGCUUUGGCCUCCUAAAUUUGAUGUGUUUGAUGGAGGGCUGUGUGCUGUUGACCCACUGGUGCUGGCCAGCAUUGGGCAUACAGGCUAUUCACUAUGCAAAAGGCACCUGCGCUUAGAUCGUUUGUGA